AAUAAAUAUAGUCCCGCGCUCCCUUGCCUGUCUCUCAUAAACCAAGAUGGCGGAGUACGAUCUCACGUCCAAGUUGGGGCCAUUUUUGGACCGCCAUUUGGUGUUUCCUCUUAUGGAAUUCUUAUCUGUUAAGGGGAUAUAUGAUGAGACUGAUUUGCAGAGGGCAAAGUUGGAGUUGCUUUCCAAUACUAACAUGGUGGAUUUUGCAAUGGACAUCUAUGCAUCACUCUACCCUGACCAACUUGUCUCCGUAGAGCUUCCAGAACGCAGGUCUCGAGUUGUGUCUGAGUUGAAACAUCUUCAGACAGAGACUGAACCCAUUUUCAAGAUCUUCAGUGACAGUGAUGUACAGAAGCAGCUGCAGACAUCUCGUGACCAUCGUACCCUCAUGCAGUACCUUGUGGAAAAGCAUGAUUUCCGGCCAGAAAUGUUGGAUACCUUAUACUCAUUUGCCAAAUUCCAGUAUGAGUGUGGUAACUAUACUGGUGCUGCUGAUUACCUCUACCUCCAUCGUGGUUUAGUGCCUGUCAGUGACAAGGAUCUUGUGAAAGUAAUUCAGCAGGAGAGCUACACAUACAAGGAUCCCAUUACAGAAUUCCUUGCCCAUUUGUAUGUUGAUUUUGAUUUUGAUGCUGCUCAGAAAAAGCUCCAACAAUGUGCUGCAGUUUUGGAAAAUGACUUUUUCCUUGUUGCAUGUCAAAAUGAUUUCAUCGAGAAUGCCCGACUCAUGAUCUUUGAAUUGUUCUGUAGAAUUCAUCAGUGCAUUAGUAUCAACAUGUUGGCUGAGAAACUGAACAUGACCCCAAAGGAUGCUGAGAGGUGGAUUGUUAAUUUAAUUCGGCAGGCUAAAUUGGAUGCUAAGAUAGAUUCUCAGCAGGGCCAUGUGGUGAUGGGUACACAAGCUGUAUCCCCAUACCAGCAGCUCAUAGAAAAGACAAAGACAUUAAGUUUCCGCACACAGAUGCUUGCCAUAAAUGUGGAGAAAAAGCUACAGCAAGAUAUAGUGAAAGACCAAGUUGGGCUGUAACUAGCUAAGUGUCAUUGAAUGACCAGCAAGUGGAUUUUUCCUUCAUCAUGAAAGAAGACCUUAUUGAACAUCACCAGUAAAUACUCUGCAGAUGUUAUCUAAGAGAAAGUAAAAAAAAAAAAAAAUUUACAAACGAAAUGUAAUCUUUAUACUAAUAAAAGGAAAACAAG
This is a messenger RNA of Cherax quadricarinatus, 1197 nucleotides long. The record is from RefSeq and is a predicted model, not a curated record. NCBI's taxonomy places the organism in Eukaryota, Metazoa, Arthropoda, Malacostraca, Decapoda, Parastacidae.